AAUUCUAGUAAAACUGUAAGCAGGGAUAUAUAGUUAUUUUAAUAUAAUAUACCGGCCGUGAUGAUUGUGGCUACAAUACCUCAUUUGUACACCGCUGCCACGCCUAUUCUACCGCGCCAUCUAUCUAAGAUAUCUGCAAAAAGUACUGAGCAAAGACAGAGCCCCAAAAAAUCUGCUGAGCGACCGAAUCCUGCUGAUGCAGGAGACGAUAAGGAACUUGUUGGGAACAAUCCAGAGCAGCGGAACUGGAAGGGAAUGGCCAUCGCGUUACUUGUUAUUUUGGCCGUUUGUGGUUUCGUUAUUCUCGCUGUCGUUCUUUUAUCACCAGAGGAAACUACGACGGUAUACGCCAAAAUACUUUUGGAUGACGUGGUCAACGAAAAGUGGAAAACAGGCCUUGCAGCUGAUACAUCAUGGAUUGGACCGAUACUGGUUUGGCGUGACCAUUACGGUAACGUUAUGAAAACAACUUCACACAACCUCCCGUCUCAACCGCUGAUCAGAAACCAGACAAUGAUGGAUUAUGGAAUUAGUAGCUUUAAAGUGUCAGCAGAUCUUAAAUAUGCUCUCCUUGCUUUUAACGAGAAGAAAAUCUACUCGGCAUCAUAUAAUGCAUCGUACUUUAUAUACAACAUAGAAACGAGGUCUCGUGAGCCACUUGUCCAUGAGUCACGUGAUGUGUUCCAGUUCGCUGGUUUCGGUCCCAACGCAAGCCAGAUGAUAUACGUCAUCGAUGGUGACGUUUAUUACAAGCCAAGCGUUGCUGGAGAUGCAAUACGACUCACUAGGGACGGAGUAUACGGAGUCGUUAUUAACGGAUUGACCGAUUGGCUUUACGAAGACGAGAUUUUUGGCACAAACGUUGCCCAUUGGUUUUCACCGAAUGGUCGAUACUUGGCUUACGCGAGGUUUGACGAUACCAACGUUGCUGAUGGUUACGUGACGUCAUAUACAAGCGACACGUCACAAAUAGACCCUCCGACCACGCCCACCGCAUCUUUUUACAAGAGUCCAAAAGCAGGGUCAACGAAUCCUUCAGUUUCCGUUCAUGUCGUAGAUCUGGAAUCUCGUGAUCAAGUUGCUCUCUCCCCCCCUCUCGUGUCGAGAGAAUGGUUGCGGAUGCUUCAAUCUGUGACAUGGACACGUGACAGUCAGUAUUUGUUGGUCACGUGGUCCAACCGCACACAAACACUAAGUGUGACGCAACAAUGCUAUCCUACGUCAGCAACUUGCGUGGACGACGUACUCCAACUUCGUUCAAGAAAUAACGGAUGGAUUCCGCAACUGAACCAACCCCACUUGACCUCCAGUGACCCCGGUGUGUUUUUCUCCAUUGUCCCAAGUAACCACGGUGGGCGGGGCUCUUUUCGCCACCUAGCGAUGAUUAAUUUUACUGCGAAACCUGCCGAACGUACUUUCCUUACCGAUGGCUCAUGGGAAGUCACGAAGAUUUUGUUUCACGACGAUGAAACUAAAAGCGUCUACUACAUCAGCAACGAGCAACAACCCGGCCAACGUCACGUCUACGUCAUCGGUACGUCACCAGGAUCACAGAGGCGAUGUUUAACAUGUGAUCCCAGCAAUGAUGUUACGAUGAUGAGUGGUGCAAGGCAAAUACCUCGUAAAGUAAAGGGUCAUCAAUGUCUUUACUUCGAUGCUGAGUUCGGAUCGUCAGCAGAUUGGUUUCUACUUAAUUGCUUGGGACCCGGUGUACCGUACAGUUCCUUCGGUAUCUUAAACAGUGCAAGCAGCAGAACCGGUGUAGAUGAUUUCUAUGAUGAUGUCCCGGAUGUGGACGUUGCAAUGGACGAACCACGGGAUGGACUUGUCGUCAAACUUUUAGAAACUUUUUCACCAUAUGUGAUCAGUUACUCCAGCGUGUUGGUGUCAAUGUACAGAUAUGAGACCGCAACAGUGCUUGGCCGACAAAUCCCAUUAAAAAUACUACUACCACACGGAUAUCAACUUACCAAGCGACCCAUCGUUUUCCACAUAGGAGAGAUCGGGGAGCAAAACGCUGACUUUAGGUUCAAAAUGGAUUUCGCAGAGUACAUGGUAUCACGUGACAGUGUCAUCUACGUAUUCGCUGACAUCCGGGGUUCUGGUAACCGUGGCAACAAGCUCGUACAGUCGGUUGCUGGGCAACCAGGUACAAGAGAGGUUGAAGACUUAAAAGAACUUGUAUGGUACAUGGAUAGGAAAUGGGGAGUCGUAACGUCAAACGUUGGGCUUGUGGGAACCGGAUACGGUGGAUAUGUCGUGCUAAGGGCGCUCGCUGACCAAGCUGGAAUAUUCAGCUGCGGUGUCGCAAUUUCUCCUAUAGUGGAUUGGAAACUUGCUUCGUCUGUACGAGCAGAAAAAGUGCUUGGUCUUCCACAGAGCAACCCGCUUGCUUAUGAAAGCAGUAACAUGUUGAAACGUGCAAACUUGUUAGCUAACUCGCAUCUACUCAUAUUCCAAGGCAUGCAAGACCGAAUCAUACACCCGCAGCAUAGCAUUGCGUUAAACCAAGCAGCUAUUGACGACGGUCUUUUACUAUCCAACAUUCAAACUGUGUACUACCCUGAUCAGGACCAUGCUCUAACCAAUAAGUUUUCAAAGCGGCACAUGUUUCAAAAUGCGAGAAACUUUUUACAGAAAUGCGUUAACGGGGGCAUACAGUCGUCUGUCCCAGUGACAAUAUGAACUCAACAUUUGAGUCGUUCUAACACUACAUUGUAAAACAUGGAUAUUUCAGCACUAAGUAAAGCGAGCGCUACACUUUGGUUGUGAAAUUUGCACGUUCCUAAAGUUGGCAGGUUAUACACAAUUAAUGACCGACAUUUGCUGUUUAUUUCGUGCAAUAUGUUUUUAAUGCCCUUUUUUGUACAUUAUCUGUUUUCUUUCGUCAUUUUUUGUUGCACAAAAUAUCGGUGCAGAUUUUUUCUUCCCGAAACUGAAUAAAUUUUCAUGUACGACAGCGUA
Molecule: messenger RNA, 2964 nt
Organism: Ciona intestinalis (vase tunicate)
Lineage: Eukaryota; Metazoa; Chordata; Ascidiacea; Phlebobranchia; Cionidae
Source: RefSeq, a predicted model, not a curated record